Messenger RNA from Scophthalmus maximus (turbot), 7372 nucleotides. RefSeq names its product RAD54 like 2 (gene rad54l2). The record is from RefSeq and is a predicted model, not a curated record. Gene Ontology annotation, cellular component: nucleus. Bases 265 to 4776 code for a protein of 1503 amino acids. Gene Ontology annotation, molecular function: ATP binding; ATP hydrolysis activity; ATP-dependent chromatin remodeler activity. NCBI's taxonomy places the organism in Eukaryota, Metazoa, Chordata, Actinopteri, Pleuronectiformes, Scophthalmidae. The transcript has 22 exons.
CGCGUUUUAGCUAGCCGCAAUUUGGGCUAGCAUUAGCAAUUUGAGUGUUACACUCACACACAAUUAGAUUGUUAUCUCGCUCCGACAGUCGACCAAACCAGUCGGCUCGACAGGGGAAGCUGUCUUUUCCUCCAGCUCCAGUUACGAUGGCCACCCUGUUGUUCUGCCACUGAUGGGUUACGUGAUUUCGACGUUUGAAAUUGCGUUUAUUGUGGAUCCUGAUGAAGGUGUGCAGGUAAUACUUUGAAAGCCCUGCUAGACACCAUGUCUGAAGAGGCGAUUUCAGAAAGUGACCUGGAGCCCAGCCUUAACAGUGAGGAGGAGUAUUUGGACAAUGAGGAGGAGGAAGGGGAGGAGGAGGAGGACAUGGAGGACGAUGAGGAUGAAAAUGAUGGAGAUGAUGAAGAUGACGGUGUUGAUCGGCCCACCAGUGCCCAGGAUGGCAGGGACUCGCCCUCAGCUACCUCUGGAGAGCCUUCCUCUCAGCCUCCAUCUCGGCCUGCGUCCCCCCCGUCCUCCGGGGCUCCCUCCAGACCUGCCUCUCAGUCUCAGGUCCCAACCAGCCCUGAGAGCGCAAACAAGAGCAACCCACCUUCCAGCAAAACCAAGAAACAAAAAGCCUCUAAAUCAACCAAAUCCUCCAAGUCUUCAAAAGGCUCCAAACCUUCCAAGCCAGCUAAGCUUGCUCACAUGAGGAAAAAUAUCAGAAAGCUGCUGAAAGAGGAUCAGCUGGAGGCUGGGACCAAGGCUGCUCAACAGGAAGAGAUGGAGAGACGGAAACGUCUGGAGCAGCAGAGGAAGGACUUUCCCGCACCAGUCCCAGUUUUCCCAGACGCUCAACUAGUGGAUGCUGCUUCAAUUUUAGGAGAAGUAUCUCACUUGGUCCCUGCUCUCCUGAGCAAGCAGGAUGUGAUCUGUCUGGACAGCAGUGGUGAUGAAGAUGAAAAAAUGGAACCCCAGUUUCCUGCACUUGCCAUUAGAGAUGAUAUAAUAGAGCUCAGUUCUGGGGACGAGGAUGCCCUGCAGAUAAGCAGCGAGUCGGCUGAUGAAGACGCUGAUGGCACUGUCAGCUCAGAGGAGAGCAGCGGGGCACACAUCAAUGAUACUCUGAACAUGCCUGAUGCCCAGGGUCAAGUGCUGGUUAAUAUCAACCACCCUGCAGAGGAAAACGACAUUUAUCUUGCUCCACAGCUGGCCAGAGCUGUCAAACCCCACCAGGUCGGGGGAAUCCGGUUUCUCUAUGAUAACCUCAUUGAGUCUCUGGAGCGUUAUAAGACCAGCAGUGGCUUUGGCUGCAUCCUUGCUCACAGCAUGGGGUUGGGCAAGACACUGCAGGUCAUUUCCUUCAUUGACAUCCUACUGAGGAACACUGAAGCUCACACUGUAUUGACCAUUGUCCCAGUGAACACACUACAGAACUGGCUGACAGAGUUUAAUCUCUGGCUCCCACCUCAAGAAGCCCUCUCCCCUGACACUGACCCCUCGCUCCUCACUGGUCGCACAUUCAAAGUUCACAUUCUCAACGAUGAGCACAAAACGACGCUGGCCAGGGCCAAGGUUGUGGAGGACUGGUCCAGAGAUGGAGGCGUGUUGCUAAUGGGUUAUGAGAUGUACCGCCUGCUGUCCAUGAAGAAGAGCUUUGUUAUGGGCAAGAAGAGGAAAUCAAAGAAGCCUGCAGGACCAAUAAUCAUUGACCUGGAUGAAGAGGACAGACAGCAGGAACUCAUGAAAGGUAUUGAAAAUGCCAUUGCGCGACCUGGCCCAGAUGUGGUGAUCUGUGAUGAGGGUCAUCGCAUUAAAAACUAUCAUACCAGCACAUCACAGGCCCUGAAAAACAUCCGCUCCCGGCGAAGAGUAGUCCUGACCGGUUACCCGUUGCAGAACAACCUCAUUGAGUAUUGGUGCAUGGUGGAUUUUGUCAGGCCCGACUUUUUGGGCACACGACAGGAGUUCAGCAAUAUGUUUGAGCGGCCCAUUCUGAAUGGACAGUGUGUGGACAGCACACCUCAAGAUGUCCGUCUCAUGCGCUACCGCAGCCAUGUGCUGCACAGCCUGCUGGAGGGUUUUGUCCAGAGACGGGGUCACGAUGUGCUGCAGGACCAGCUUCCCUCCAAAGAGGAGCAUGUCAUCUUAGUGAGACUUUCUCCCAUUCAGAGGGCGCUGUACACCGAGUUUAUGAAACGCUUCAGAGAAGCAGGAAACAGUGGUUGGCUUGGUCUUAACCCACUCAAAGCCUUCUGUGUAUGCUGCAAGAUCUGGAAUCACCCAGACGUCCUUUAUGAAGCACUGCAGAAGGAGAAUCAGGCCAAUGAGCAGGAUCUGGACCUGGAUGACAUCACUUCAGCGAGUAACACUCGCUGCCCCGCACCCGGUGCCGGCCUCAAAGCCAAAGUAGCUGACUCAAGCAACAGCAAAGUUAACAACACCCUGCCACCACUCAAUCCUUCGCAAGAAAGAGCCAAUCAAGUCAUUACAUAUGAAUGGGCUAAGGACAUAAUGUCAAACUACCAUACAGGAGUUCUCCAGAACUCUGCCAAACUGGUUCUGCUCUUUCAUUUGAUUGAGGAGAGUGUGAGAAAAGGAGACAAGCUUUUGGUGUUUAGUCAAAGCUUGUCUACACUGACUGUCAUUGAGGACUUCUUAUCAAAGAGACCCAUACCAACAGACAACCCCUCCUCUGCCACCCAAAACCAAAACUGGAUUCGCAACCUUAAUUACUACAGAUUGGAUGGAAGUACAUCUGCCUCAGAAAGAGAACGACUGAUCAAUCAGUUUAAUGACCCAGAGAACAUCGCAGCUUGGCUCUUCCUGCUCUCCACCAGAGCGGGCUGCUUGGGUGUAAAUCUAAUUGGGGCCAACCGCGUUGUUGUGUUUGACGCCUCCUGGAACCCCUGUCACGAUGCCCAGGCGGUGUGUAGAGUGUACCGGUAUGGUCAAAGGAAACCGUGCCACAUUUACCGCCUUGUUUGCGAUUUCACCUUGGAGAAGAAAAUCUAUGACCGACAGGUCUCCAAACAGGGCAUGUCUGACCGUGUAGUUGAUGACCUGAACCCAAUGCUGAACUUCACUCGUAAGGAAGUCGAGUCGUUGCUGCACUUUGUAGAGGAGGAGCACGACGCCGAAAGAAUCUCUCUGGGAUCUGCAGGCGAAUUUGAGUCCGUGAUAUAUCAAGCCUGUCAGAUUUACCCACACCUCAUCACCAAGAAACCUUUCCAUCACGAGUCUCUGCUGGUGGACCGGAAGGAGUCGAAACUGACCAAAGCAGAGAAAAGAGCCGCCAAGAAGAGCUAUGAGGAUGAGAAACGAGCUUCUGUGCCCUACUCUCGCCCAUCGUACGCACCAUAUUAUCCAACCAGCGAUCAGACGCUCACAAACAUACCAGCGUUUAACCAACGGGGCUGGCGUGCCAUGGCCAGGCCAGAUGACAAGCCUGUAGCAAGCGUCAGGCCCAUCCAGUCAACCCCGAUCCCCAUGAUGCCUCGCCAGGUCGGCAUGGGCUUGGCUGGCUCCAGCUCAGCUGGCAGCCUGCCAGUCAACUUCCUGCAGAAAGCUGGAGUCCAUGUGCAGAGGAUUGUCACCACAAGUGAUAUUGUUAUCCCAGGAGCCAACAGCACAACGGAUGUUCAAGCUCGGAUUAGUGCAGGAGAGAGCAUCCAUGUUAUCAGAGGAUCUAAAGGUACCUACAUCAGGACAAACGAUGGAAGAAUUUUUGCCAUUCGAUCAGGAAAGAUCAGUAGACCAGCAGUUGGGGGCUCUGCUGCUUCAAGAGACGCCCACGGUUCCCUGAUCCAUCAAAGCAGUAAUGGGUGUUCAUCACCUUUGGAUCAACAGCAGCGAUCCCCCAAUGGGGAACAGCGUGUCUCCUCCCCUUUGAGCGCUGAGAUUCUCAGAGAACUCAGCCGCUACACUUCGUCCACAGGUGAUGUAGCCCCCGGUGUGGGGAAUGAACUGCCAUCACCCCCAAUUGCAGGGGAUGGUGGCAGCACACAAAACAGUCAGACUGGUGAUCUCAGUAGGCAACUCGCUGACAACCUCCUGAGCUCGGCGUUAGAGAUGCACGGCACCAAACGCAAAAGUACUGAAAGACAGGGCAACACACAGAUGGGUAGCAAACGCACCUCUGCUGCAGCGCGUUUCCAUGGAAUGUCCACAGGCCCCAGCGGGCUCAGUUUUCCUCCUGUGGGUCUGAACUCUUCCUCCCUGAUGGGCAACCUAGGGCACAUGAGUCACCCACUUCUGAUGGGGGGCAGCGGUGGAUCAUCAUUCCUUCAGGCACCAGGGCAAAACCUGGUUGAUCUACAGACAAUGUUCCCCUCUACAGGCUCAGACCUUCUGAGACAAUCUGCCCCCAGGAAUGGACACCAUCCACCCCCCUCCUCCUCAUCCUCUAUGUCCACUGGUUUCUCCCCUGCUUCCACCACAGUUCCCAUGUCAUCUCCCCCCUCGGCAACAACUUCUUCCUCCCUGGCGCCAGGGUCUCUGCCUCCAUACUUGAUGAACCCCAACAUGGCUGGCCUGCUUUCAUCAGGCUUCCCUCUCAACUACAGUCAGUCGCUGCUGUCUGAGCCGAGGAUGUUCCCCACCCCUCUUCUCUCCGGGUCGGGGGGCUUUCCUGUGCCUAACUCCAGUUCUUCUACAUCCAGCUUCCUCUCUCAUUACAACAAUCCCACCUCCAGCCUGUUGGGGGCAGCUCUGACCCAACCGGACAGACUUCAGGGUACGGAGAACGGCGGCAGUAGCUCUGAUGACGAUGUUAUCGAGGUGAUGGGACAGUAGAGACUCAUGAAGUUAUGGAGAGGGAGUUUCACACACACACCAUCUUGUUAGUCAUGGUUAACAAAGUUCAUUUCGGACGGGAAUAGUUGCACAUUUACAUGGCUUAAUUAAUGAUGGCCGAAAUAUGUUACAUUUUGAAUGUCUGAGCAAAUCAGAAUGAAAGUGAGGUCAAGAACAAAAAAGUGAAACUCUUCAAUGAGUAAGUGACAAAAAAACUACUUCCAGUAACUAAAAAAAAAUGUGUCAAGCCUGAACACAGUGAAAUUUGACAAAGGCUGGGAAUGAGUUAUGUGGUGCAAGCUUUUUGUUAGACUAGCUAUGUAAACAGCCCUACAUAAUUCACCUAAUCAUCAAUGACUUACUAUUCCCACUCCUAAUGGUCUCAUUCAAUUUCACACACACACACACACACACACACACACACACACACACACACACACACACACACACACACACACACUCUGACUCUCACCUACAAAUGAGAGAAUCAACUUGUACCUUAAUGACUGUACAAAGUCAGAGAAACAAAUCCUAAUGCUGAAUAUUCCAGACUUCACCUGGAGCGGCGGAGCAGUGGGAAAAGACGUUUGUCAUUCGGGGACCAGCUGAAGCUUGCAGUGGUUUUCUAAGCACAGCCUCUGCUGCUGCGUUUUGUAAGCGAGGGCUCGUUGUGCAGUUAGUUUAAUUCGUUCUGAAUUCAAAUGGAAAUAUCGUGAGUCAAACUGCUCACUGUUGGAUUUUCUCAUGAUAAAUUGCUGUGAAACAGUCAAGUGCAUUCAAAUGUUGACAUGCUGUUAAACAUGUCAUCCACCCUCGCCUGCUGAACACUGAUUUACUCAUUUCAGUUUUCUCGGGAUACAUAACUAAAAAGCCACAGAGGCAGAACACGCUGUUGAUAUCUGUCAAAAUCCACUUCACGCUAUAUUAAGAGAAAAUCCUUCAAGUUUUACCUUUACAACAGAAAUGAUAGGCUGUCAGAGCAUAUUUUAGUCUAGCAAUUUGAUAUACAUCGAGGCAUCCGCUGUUGAAAUGAUGUUAUGUGUGAUACUAUAACUGAUCAUGUUGAUACUUUGUAAAUAGCAGCCAUUAUUAUUGUUUAUAUUGCAAGUCAAUACUGUGCAGUGUGUAGAUUUCGGUCAUGGUUUAAUAUUACAGAUGCUGGGCAGACGAGUUUAUCAUCAACUUUAUGAUUUGUUUUUUAACUAAACUGAAUGUACUUUCAAGUUAGCCUUUGAUAAGAGAGGGGCCGGGACCUGGGUUCAGACUGUGUUCUUUCAUCUUCAGCCUUAACUAACACAAAGGGGUCUUUAGCAUCACUGAAGAACUACUGAGCAUCUAGACAGUCGGCGUCAAACUCAGUACAUAAAGUCUUGGGCAGAUUCAGCAAUUUGACUGAAAGCACCGAGUGUGAAAGGAGCACAAACAAACCAGGCGUGUCCUCACCAUCUGUCACCAUCGCUCGGUCCACCUACACGCAACGUGUAGUUCUGACUGUUUUAAUUUUUCGUACGGAUCAUUUUCAUGAGCUCUUCAGAAACGUGUUACCUAUUUGUACAGCCUGAGUGUAUAAAACAUUAUGUCAAUGUAUCCACCAACCAUGAAAAACCACCAGUGACUUUGGCAGCACCGUGUCAGGUCGUCUGGUGGCCUUACCAGACUGACGGUGCCACGAUGUGGUAGCGCUUCACUUAAACGCAGUGUGAGUAGUUGUGUCGGUCAGUGUUGAUCUGCGGUGCUUUAGGGAGUUAAGGUCUUUACUGUUUUCUGUAGCCCUGUGUGUCUGUGUUGUGGUGACACCUCGAGGUAUGUAGUGUUAGGAAAGUCCCUUUCCUCCAUUCAUGAAAUAGGCUAGAUGCAGUGGUUGUUAGCCUUAUUAAGAAAACACUGGAUAACCUGAGACAACAGAUCAUUAUCAUUCCCUACGAAGGAGCAUUUUUGUAGAGAUGUUUUUUUUGUGGAGCUCCUUUGCCCCCACAGUCUUGAGUGCUGUUCACCUUUUUGUUUCAUGUGCUUCUGGUUCCCCCCUGCCAUUCUGGAUGCUUCAUUUCUAUCACCACAGACGUCUCGGUUUAACAACUUUACUUUAGCAUGUCUUGGAAACUUGUGACUUGGUUUGAAGGCGGAGCUGGCACUUUGAAAAAGGAUCAUAUCUGCUUGUGAACUGUACAGGGUACGUUAUACUGACACCACGUCUUUAUUCUCAGUCUCUGUUGGGAACACUUUACACAUGAAUCUUGCAAAUUGUCAGUACAUGAGAAGAAAGCACCAUCUGUCAUUCACAUCAAUUAUAUGUAUUUUUAUGUUUUGUGGGAAUAUUGUUUUUUUAAAAUGUUUUUUAUAACUUCAUAUUGGUGUUCACUCACCUGGCCGUUGUUUCCCUUAUUUCAGUGUAAGUCUGAAUCUUAUUUAUUUAUGUAAAAUAUACUGGGCAUCUUUUCUUUUUGUAAUUAUUUUUUUUUUUUUUUUACAUUUGUUCAUUUUGACCCAUUGACGGCUGAUCCAGUAAGAAUUUCGUACAUGCAGCCUAGAUCGAAGCAGAAUAUGACUGUGUUAUAAAUGUUAUUUUGACAAUAAAACACUCUUACUGCAGUGGGAA